Molecule: messenger RNA, 1641 nt
Organism: Solanum stenotomum
Lineage: Eukaryota; Viridiplantae; Streptophyta; Magnoliopsida; Solanales; Solanaceae
Exons: 13
Coding region: 34-1383 (449 amino acids)
Source: RefSeq, a predicted model, not a curated record
UCCAUAUCCAUUUUCCCUCCGAGCUCUGCGAAAAUGGCGGUCUUAUGCUGCGCCACCUCUGCUUAUCCUACGCAUACUCUGAGAGUAACUUCCGCUAAAGUUUCAGUGUGUUCGAGCUCUCGAGUUUCAGUUCCUCAGCUGCAUCAUUCCGAUUCCCCGUUUGUUCCCGAGGUUAACAAGGCUGUUGAUUCUUUGUCAAAAGAGUUCAGAGAAGUUGACAAUUUAGUGGCACGCAAUACUGCGCGAGUUUUGAGAGCUUUCCAAAGGGUCAAGGUUGGGUCUCAUCACUUUGGUGGUAGCACUGGCUAUGGUCAUGAAGAAGCUGGUGGGCGUGAAGCCUUGGACCAGGCUUUUGCAGAAAUUGUUGGGGCUGAGUCUGCAAUUGUUCGAUCACAGUUCUUUUCAGGUACUCAUGCAAUCACUUGUGCCUUAUUUGCUUUCUUAAGACCAGGGGAUGAGCUGUUAGCGAUAGCUGGUGCACCUUAUGAUACGCUGGAGGAAGUAAUUGGAAAAAGGGACUCUGGUGGAUUGGGUUCCUUGAAAGACUUUGGAGUAGAAUACCGGGAAGUCCCACUUGCAGAGGAUGGCGGGCUUGAUUGGGAUGCACUUAAAACCUCUAUAAGACCUCACACUAAGUGUGCACUCAUACAGAGAUCAUGUGGUUAUUCCUGGCGUCGCAGUUUGAGUGUAACUGAGAUAGGUCGGGCAAUCAAUAUAAUCAAGAUGCAGAACCCAGGCUGCAUGAUCAUGGUAGAUAACUGCUAUGGUGAAUUUGUUGACGACAUUGAACCUCCUAUGGUGGGUGCUGACCUAAUUGCGGGAAGUUUAAUAAAAAAUCCGGGUGGAACGAUUGCACCAUGUGGUGGAUAUGUUGCGGGAAGGAAAAGAUGGGUAGAAGCAGCAGCUUCCCGUCUCUCUGCCCCAGGACUUGGAAUUGAUUGCGGUUCUACCCCUGGUGAUAUAAUGAGAACUUUAUUUCAGGGUUUAUUCCUCUCGCCUCAAAUGGUUGGUGAAGCAAUAAAGGGAAGCUUCCUGAUAGCUGAAGUCAUGGCAGCUAAAGGAUAUAAAGUGCAGCCACUUUGCCGGAUCAAGCGUCAUGACACAGUGCAGGCUGUACAACUUGGAAACCGUGAGCGUCUACUUUCCUUUUGCGAGGCUGUUCAGAGAAGUUCUCCUGUUAGCUCUUUUAUCAGGCCUGUUGCAGGUGCAACUGCUGGCUAUGCAUCCGAGGUCAUUUUUGCUGAUGGAACCUUCAUUGAUGGAAGUACUAGCGAGCUCUCAUGUGAUGGACCGCUAAGAGAGCCUUUCUCUGUUUUCUGUCAGGGUGGCACUCAUUGGACGCAGUGGGGACUAGUUCUGGGGGAGGUUUUGAAAUCUCUAUGAAACUGGGAAAGAUCAUACAUUGGUGAAUACCCUCCACAAAUCAAUUUUUUCCACCAAGUUCCUCAGAGUCUCAUCAACGUAAAUUGUGGCGAAAAGAGAGAUUCUUCAUCAACUGCACAAAUUUUGUAGAGUAGUCUUUCUACCUUUUACAGGCCAUGAGAAUGAUAUCGGAUGGUCCGCACUACAUUAUCAUAUACAAGAAUGCAAAGGAGGUGAAGAGGGUAGCUUGGACAUUAAUACAGAACAAGUAAUCCAGAG